AGCACUUGUUUCGUGUUCCUCAUCUCUACCUCCACAAAUCAAUCUCCAGGCUAUCUAUCAAGUAAGAAAGCUGUUAAGAGGAGGAGAAUGGCUGAUGAUGGAAGCAGGAGGGAAUUGAUAUUCAGGUCGAAGCUUCCGGAUAUCUACAUCCCCAAACAUAUGCCCCUCCACUCUUACUGCUUCGAGAAUUUGAGAGAGUGUGGUUCACGCCCCUGCCUGAUCAAUGCCCCCACGGGAGACGUCUACAGCUACCACGAGGUGGACAGCACCGCCAGAAAGGUGGCGAGGGGGCUGAAGAAAGAGGGCGUGGAACAGGGCCAGGUCAUCAUGAUCCUCCUCCCCAAUUGCCCCGAAUUCGUCUUCUCGUUUCUUGGCGCAUCCCACCGCGGUGCCAUGGCCACUGCCGCCAACCCUUUCUUCACCCCCGCCGAGAUUGCAAAGCAAGCCCAUGCCUCCAAUGCCAAGCUCCUCAUCACCCAGGCCUCUUACUACGACAAAGUCAAGGACCUCCGCGACAUCAAGCUCGUAUUCGUCGACUCUUGUCCCCCCCAUACAGAGGAGAAGCAGCAUCUCCAUUUCUCACAUCUGUGUGAGGAUAACGGUGACGCUGAUGUUGAUGUUGAUGUUGAUAUCAAGCCCGAUGACGUGGUUGCAUUGCCUUAUUCUUCGGGAACAACUGGUCUUCCCAAGGGAGUGAUGCUGAGCCACAAGGGGCUGGUGACCAGCAUUGCUCAGCAGGUUGACGGUGAUAAUCCCAACCUCUAUUACCACUGCCACGACACCAUCCUCUGCGUGCUUCCCCUCUUUCACAUUUACUCUCUCAACUCCGUUCUUCUCUGUGGCUUGCGUGCCAAGGCUACCAUUCUCCUCAUGCCCAAGUUCGAUAUUAACUCCUUGCUUGCUCUCAUUCACAAGCACAAAGUCACUAUUGCCCCUGUCGUCCCUCCCAUUGUUCUCGCCAUUUCCAAAUCACCCGAUCUCCACAAGUACGACCUGUCUUCCAUCAGAGUCUUGAAGUCCGGGGGAGCCCCUCUUGGUAAGGAACUCGAAGACACUCUCAGAGCUAAAUUCCCCAACGCCAAACUUGGCCAGGGAUACGGAAUGACUGAGGCAGGGCCUGUGCUAACAAUGUCUUUAGCUUUUGCUAAAGAACCGAUAGACGUGAAACCAGGUGCAUGUGGAACCGUUGUAAGAAAUGCAGAGAUGAAGAUUGUCGAUCCUGAAACCGGUCAUUCUUUACCCAGAAACCAAUCCGGUGAAAUUUGCAUAAGAGGCGACCAGAUUAUGAAAGGUUAUCUAAAUGAUGGAGAGGCUACAGAGAGAACCAUAGACAAAGAUGGUUGGUUGCACACAGGUGACAUCGGUUACAUCGACGAUGACGAUGAGUUAUUCAUCGUUGACAGGCUCAAGGAAUUGAUCAAAUACAAAGGAUUUCAAGUGGCUCCGGCUGAACUUGAAGCCCUUCUUCUCACUCAUCCUAAGAUCUCUGAUGCUGCUGUUGUUCCAAUGAAGGAUGAAGCCGCGGGAGAGGUACCUGUUGCAUUUGUGGUCAUAUCAAAUGGUUAUACCGACACAACCGAGGAUGAAAUUAAGCAGUUUAUCUCCAAACAGGUGGUGUUUUACAAAAGAAUAAACCGAGUAUUCUUCAUUGAUGCAAUUCCCAAGUCACCGUCAGGCAAAAUCUUGCGCAAGGAUCUAAGAGCAAAGAUAGCGGCAAGUGUUCCAAAAUGAAAUUAAACCAAACCCAUCAUGUUAUGGUGUUAUUAUACGAUGCCCGCAUAAGCAAGCUUCAACACAAAAGGAAGAGGCGCUGUUGCUUGAUCCCGCUAGCUUUUACGUAUUUUCUCUUACGUAACAACCGUGUAUAAGUUACCAGUGUGAUUUUCUUACAGAACUAUCUUCUGUAAAGAUUUCAAUCUGUCAAGGACUUUCACCUUCUAUAAUAUCAAAUUGUAUUUUUUUAUUAUAAAAUUAUAUUUAAUUGCA
This is a messenger RNA of Glycine soja, 1986 nucleotides long. RefSeq names its product 4-coumarate--CoA ligase 1. The transcript has 5 exons. Lineage: Eukaryota; Viridiplantae; Streptophyta; Magnoliopsida; Fabales; Fabaceae. Gene Ontology annotation, molecular function: CoA-ligase activity. The record is from RefSeq and is a predicted model, not a curated record. The coding region runs from base 88 to 1731 and encodes 547 amino acids.